AUGAUGACCAUGACUACGAUGGCUGACGGGCUGGAAGCUCAGGACUCGUCCAAAUCUGCCUUCAUGGAGUUCGGGCAGCAGCCGCCGCCGCCGCCGCCGGCGCCUCAGCAGCCUCCCCAACCGCCGCCGCCGCCGCCGCCGCCGCCGCCUCCACAACAACAGCAGACCUCGCCGGCGGCAGCCAUGGCGGGCGCCCACUAUCCGCUCCAUUGCCUGCACUCGGCGGCGCCGGCCUCGCAUUCGCAUCCGCACCACCAACAUCCACACCCGCACCACCACCACCACCACCACCACGCCGCGCCUUACACGGCCGGCCCGGCCGGCGCCAACUCCUAUAGUCACCGCUCGCUCGCUGCAGCUGCCGCCGCAGCCGCGGCCGCCUAUCCCUACGUGAGCCACUCGCAGCACAGCCCUUACCUCCAGUCUUACCACGGCGGCGGCGGGAGCGGCGGCGGGACCGGGACCGGGAGCGGCACGGGCAGCCAGACGCGGCCGGACGACGCAGAUCAACAAAAAACCACAGUGAUUGAAAAUGGGGAGAUUCGAUUUAAUGGGAAAGGGAAAAAGAUCCGGAAACCUCGAACCAUUUACUCAAGUCUGCAGCUGCAGGCAUUAAACCACCGCUUCCAGCAGACCCAAUACCUGGCACUUCCAGAGAGAGCAGAGCUGGCGGCUUCAUUAGGACUUACUCAGACACAGGUGAAAAUCUGGUUCCAGAAUAAGCGUUCCAAGUUUAAGAAACUGCUCAAGCAAGGCAGCAACCCCCACGAGACUGACCCUCUGCCUGGCUCGGCUACCCUCUCACCACGUUCUCCAGGUCUGCCUCCAGUCUGGGACGUUUCAGCCUCUGCCAAAGGAGUCAACAUGCCUCCCAACAGCUACAUGCCUGGCUAUUCUCACUGGUAUUCCUCUCCACAUCAAGACACUAUGCAGAGACCACAAAUGAUGUAAUCGGUCCAAGAACAACUGCUGGGCUUGGCGGACGGGGCCAGCUCGUGGGUCUUGGGGUGAAUUGGGAGCGCGUGGCAAGGAAGACGGACUGGGGCGGUUAUGCCUUUAACCUCAGCGAUUGAUCUUGAGCUGAGAGAAACCAUUUGCGUUGUGACCCACGUCAGAUGCCCUCUUUGGGAUAUUUUGUUGGGGAUUCAAAGGCACCAAGCCUUAUUGGGAGUACAAGUCAGAAUGGGGAAAAAAACAAAACCAAUUACAGCCUUUCCCCCGCUAGUCCAC
This is a messenger RNA of Pseudonaja textilis, 1230 nucleotides long. NCBI's taxonomy places the organism in Eukaryota, Metazoa, Chordata, Lepidosauria, Squamata, Elapidae. The record is from RefSeq and is a predicted model, not a curated record.